Messenger RNA from Spinacia oleracea (spinach), 2241 nucleotides. RefSeq lists its product as uncharacterized. Bases 1 to 2241 code for a protein of 746 amino acids. Gene Ontology annotation, biological process: DNA integration. The transcript has a single exon. Gene Ontology annotation, molecular function: nucleic acid binding; RNA-DNA hybrid ribonuclease activity. The record is from RefSeq and is a predicted model, not a curated record. Lineage: Eukaryota; Viridiplantae; Streptophyta; Magnoliopsida; Caryophyllales; Amaranthaceae.
AUGUCACCACCCCUCCUGUCCAAGCCCAAAGAAGGCGAAGUCCUACAACUCUAUCUAGCCGUCAGCUCAACAGCAGUCAGUGCGGUCCUAGCUCGAGAAGACGAAACGCAACAGCUACCUAUCUACUACAUCAGUAAGUCACUACUAGAAGCAGAAACCAGGUAUUCCUCCCUCGAAAAACUCGUUUUAGCACUCGUUACCGCAACAAAAAAGCUAAGGCAUUAUUUUGAAACUCACCAAAUAGUGGUGAUGACUAAUUAUCCAAUCAAGUAUGUGAUGCGUAGACCAGAACUAACAGGUCGAAUGGAGAAAUGGACGAUGGCGCUAGGAAGCUUCGACAUCAAGUACCAACCGAGAACGGCUGUAAAAUCGCAGGCCCUAGCAGAUUUUGUGGCAGACUUUAGCCCCGACUUGGAGAAGAUAGCGGACGACGAAGUCAAACUCAUCAAUAACAUAGAAGAGAUAUGGACACUCUUCGUCGACGGUUCAUCUAACUUUCGCGGUGCAGGUCUAGGCGUCGUACUAAAGUCGCCACAAGGGGACAUGAUAGCACAGGCCAUUUGCUGCGAUUUCAAAGCGACAAACAACGAAGCAGAAUACGAGGCGCUAAUCGCUGGACUGACGUUAGCUGAUGAAUUGGGGGCAAGCGGACUCAACAUAUUCAGCGACUCACAAUUAAUCGUCAACCAGAUCAAUGACGACUAUGAGGCUAAAGACCUAAAAAUGACCUUAUAUCUCGAGAAAGCAAAAAAGCUAGCCUCUAAAUUUAAACCCUUCUCCAUUAAACAAGUGCAACGAGACUUGAACACACAAGCCGACGCCCUUGCCAAUCUAGGAUAUGCACUCAGAAAAUCACCAUUCUUGACCAUACCUCUAGUACACCUACUGUCACCCGCUAUUGAAAAGGACAUACCACAAGACGCUAGCCUCGUCCUAUCAACCACAAACACGGAUAACUGGACCAAACCCAUUCUCGACUACCUAACACACGAAACCCUACCCGACGACAAGCUCGAAGCCAGGAAGAUACUUUUCAAAGCAUCACGAUAUGUUAUUUUGCAGGGCAUACUAUUUAAGAGAUCAGCGAACGGAAUGUUGAUGCGAUGCGCAGAAAAAACAGAAUGGCAAAGGUUACUAAAGCAAUACCACGAAGGAGAAUGCGGCGGACACGAAGGAGGACGAAGCUUGUCAACCAGGAUCAAAAGAAACGGAUACUAUUGGCCAGCAAUGCUCAAAGACGCAAUGAGGUAUGUAGCUAAGUGCGACAAAUGUCAACGACACGCAGGUAUGACACAUAAACCAUCUGAAUUCUUACACCCCACCUUAACUCCAUGGCCUUUCAUGAAAUGGGGAAUGGACAUCGUCGGUAAACUACCCGUCGCCCCAGGACAGAAGGUCUUCAUGCUAGCUCUAACAGAUUAUUUUUCUAAGUGGAUAGAGGCAGGCGCGUUCCAACAAGUAAGAGACAAAGAGGUGUGUUCGUUUAUAUGGACUAACAUUAUAUGCAGGUUCGGAGUACCAUCAGAAAUCAUAUGCGACAACGGAUCACAAUUCAUCAGCGACAAGACCAGGGCUUUCUGCAAGACAUGGAACAUCGAGCUAAAGACGUCGACGCCAAGAUACCCACAAGCAAACGGACAGGCGGAAUCCAGCAACAAAACGAUCAUCACAUCGCUAAAAAAGCGGCUGGACGACAAAAAGGGACGAUGGGCAGAAGAGUUGCCAUCCAUCCUAUGGGCCAAUAGGACGACGCCUAGGACGGCAACGGGACAGACUCCCUUCUCACUUGUUUACGGGUGCGAGGCAGUACUACCCCCUGAAGUGACAUUGCCCAGUGCACGAUAUGGACUCAUGACACCGGAGCAAAACGACGUGGAACUUAGUGAAAAUUUCGACAACACAGAAGACUUCAGAGAAGCAGCAUUGAUAAGGAUGGCGUCGCAGCAACAGAUCGUGGCAAAGUGCUUCAACAAGAACGUCAAAGUAAAAGUGUUCAAGGAAGGCGACUGGGUGCUGCGCAAGGUAUUUCAAAAUACGAAGGAACUAAACGCAGGUAAACUCGCACCAGCUUGGGAAGGACCGUACUUGAUCGAUAAAAUCUUCGGAAAGGGGGAAUACAGACUCGUCAUAUCAUUUUUGAACAUUCGUCGUAGCCAAUUUUAUCAGUUGUCGUACCAUCGUUUCUACCUUUUUCUUUACUUUUUAUCGCUUUAUUUUCAUUCGAAACCAUUACUGACUUAA